This is a messenger RNA of Uncinocarpus reesii 1704, 1527 nucleotides long. RefSeq lists its product as uncharacterized. Lineage: Eukaryota; Fungi; Ascomycota; Eurotiomycetes; Onygenales; Onygenaceae. The transcript has 3 exons. The record is from RefSeq and is a predicted model, not a curated record. The coding region runs from base 1 to 1527 and encodes 508 amino acids.
AUGCCUAAUUUUGUUCGCAAGUUACGGGGCGGGUCCCGCCAAUUACCUCAACCGAAGGAUGAUAUGGGCAGUGAGGAUCCGCAGAGAAGCGGCCCCGAUCUCGAAAGGCGGCCGACAUCGAGAAGGCAACAAGUUCCCGAAUCGCAUCUCCAGCAAGAAAAAGGAGAGAUUCGGCGCCGAGAAGGGAGAAGACUGAAUGAGGCCCGCAAGGACGAAGAGGUCAUCAAGCCCCCGAAACAGGGGGAACUGCGCUCGAGAAAAAAUCCGACUAGCUCGAAGGAACCGGCAUCGGAGGUCCAGGAAGAGCAAAUGAAAAGAGAAAGGAUGUCAAGGGUUCAAAGCUUAGAUUGGCGUGCUGAGGAAGAAUUGAACUUUCUGAGGCAUAACAAUGCACGCCUAUUUGAGGAGGUGACCGAAUUGCAGCACCACACCAAACGACUCCAGAGACUGCUAACGGAACAAACCUCUGAAAGGGAAAAUAGAAUGCGCCACGAGAUCCAGAAGCGUGAAGGAGAACUCGAUGAUUUGAAAAAUCAAAAUGCGCGUUUGUCCAGUGAACGAGAUGCCAUGCUAGAACAGAUCCGGAUUGCACAAGAGGGAGCUCUUCAGGCUAUGAAAAAGGGAGAUUGGGCCCCAAAGGAAGACCAGCAAAUUUGGCGCGACUUGACAAAGUUAGAAGACAAAUUAAAAGCCUGGGCGAAAACUUAUUCGCUCGUUGAUAUCAACGUCGUGGAGUCUGCUUCGGCUGCCGACAAAAACGCCAUUAUCGAUCAAUUGGGAGGGUAUUGCAUACAAGAGGACUGGGAGGAUGUGGUCAGCAGACUAACGCCAGCACUGGCAAAACGAGCUCCCAUGCUUUUUACGCAUGGUGCAUUGGCUAAAGAAAUCUAUUCGAAGGUAUUCAGUGCCCCUUUUUUUGUUUUGCGCGGACAUGGCAAAAAUUCCGAGUUUUUCGAGGAUGAGAUGUCCCGUCUUUACGAACGUUUGAGCAAAGUGGACAAGACUGAAGCACACAUUUGGCGAUCAAGUAUGCUCCGAUUGCUAGCACAGUCGCUGGCAGAUCCCACCUCUGGAUAUCACUCGCCGGCGAUGUCCCAAGCCGAGAGCAAUAAGCUUAGCCUGGAUUUCAUCAACGGCCCGAGCCGGUUGCUUUUCAAACAAUUGGACGAGGUGAAUCAAGCCAAGCGCCAGAAAGAACUCGAAACGCUAUUUUGCGAAGCUGGAGAGCUAUCCCUUUCAUUGUGGUGCCAGAGGACGUUUAUCAAGUGCUACGACUUGAAGAUGUUAGGAUCACAGCCUUUCCAUGCAGGUCAUGACGCUGUGAUUCCCCACAGGCUCCAUAAGCUUGAUGAUGAGGAUGACAGGCUGAAUGGUGCAGAGAUGAUUGCAGUAGUUCAACCGCUCAUAUUGGCCUUUGGGGAUGAAGACGCAGAGGGAUAUGAUUCGCACAGGAUCUGGGCUAAAGCAGUGGUUUUAAUUGAUGAAAACAGCCAUGUGGAUGAAGAAGGAGGAAGAUUGCAGAUGUAA